AUGGUAAACAGCAUGCAAGCUACCGACAACCGGAUCCAGCCUGUCCCAGCAGCAAGCAAUUGCUCGCUGGUCAAGCUGCCGCACCCGUUUCUUACUGCCUAUCAAGUGAGAAGUGUUCCAGGAAAGGGGCAGAAUACACUCCAUUUGGAGUUUGUCAACCAGCCUGAGAAUGGAACCCCCUUGUCGGAGCCUCUACAUAACAGUAGCUUAUUCUGGAUUGAGCCAACGAAGUUGCCGAACUCUGAGCAGCCACCCUCCAACGAUAACAGUGCAUGGUCAAGAGCUCGCCGCUACCACAGCACCACCUUUGAAUGGACUACAGGUGCAUCUGCACCGUCUUUGGGACAGAUAUGGAACGUCAUCCACGCGAUUUUCCUUUACCAUCCGACAUUUGAAGGAUUCAGACUCGAGCUAUCGGGGGCUCAGGCCAGCACGGUACGCUACGAGCUUCUCGCCACAGGUCUUGCUAUAUCGCAUCCUGUAUCCAAAUCCGGUCAACCAGCGGCAAGAACCACUGUUGAUCCCUGGUUCGUCGAAGAGAUUGUGAUCCUGCGAAGUGCCUUUUGGCAGGGUGCAGCAUCCCCAACGGGACCGCGGCCCAUUUGGGCUGUAGGUCUCGGCUCAGAGGGCCCAUCGCGACAGUCACUCUCCCAGUAUCCUUCAAUGCCCAUGAACUAUCAGAUCACAAACCAGUUCCCCGAGCAGCCUGUCUAUACGCGCCAUCCGACCCGUCAACCAAAGCCGUAUCCUGGAUCUAUUGUGUACAGUCGCUACAUCCCCGAUCUUGACGAGCAUUUUUCCCUGGAAGCAAUAGACUGGAAAGAUGAGACGCAUUUAGCCCUAUUCAACAAAUGGCAGAAUGACCCUCGAGUCGCUGCGGGAUGGAACGAGACCGGCACUCUAGACGAGCAUCGCGAGUACCUUCGCAAACUGCAUUUCGAUCCCCACGUGCUUUGCCUUUUCGGCCGAUUCGAUGACUCUCGAUUCGCUUAUUACGAACUUUACUGGUCUAAAGAAGACCACUACGGCGCCCAUUACAAUGCCGGUGACUAUGAUCGUGGAAGACAUUCACUGGUUGGAGAUGCGUCUUUCCGCGGCUCUCUUCGUGUGAAUGCUUGGUACUCAAGCUGCAUCCACUACUGCUUCCUUGAUGACUUUCGCACGGUCAAUGUCGUCGGAGAGCCCAAGGCCACCGGCGCUACAAUCCUGUCCUACGAAAACGCACAGGGAUUGGUGAUCGACAAAUAUGUUGAUCUUGGGCACAAGCGGUCAGUACAUUCCGCCUGUAGCAGGGAAAAGUGGUUUCAGCUGUGUCCUUUGUUCUGGGAUGGUCGCGAGCGACCGCUGGAAUCGGCUGACCGCGCUGCCUGGAACGCCAAACUUUGA
Molecule: messenger RNA, 1386 nt
Organism: Akanthomyces muscarius
Lineage: Eukaryota; Fungi; Ascomycota; Sordariomycetes; Hypocreales; Cordycipitaceae
Exons: 2
Coding region: 1-1386 (461 amino acids)
Biological process (GO): siderophore biosynthetic process
Source: RefSeq, a predicted model, not a curated record